UAGAGCCGCUUCGCUGAGCCGCUGCCUCCGGCCACCAUGCUGCGGCGCCUGCUCGACCGGCCCUGCACGCUGGCCCUGCUCAUCGGCUUUCAGUUCGCUUUCAUGGCCUACUUCUCGCUGGGUGGCUUCCGCAACCUCACCUCCAUCUUCGGGCGUGAAACCAGCCCCGUCUUCGACUACUCCCGUACCCACGACAUCUACACCAACCUGAGCCGUCUCCUGCCACGGGAGCCUCUCCGCAGUGACCCCCGGCAGCCCCUGCCCUACUGCCCUGAGCGCUCGCCCUACCUCAUCGGUCCAUUGACGGUGAGCUUCAGCCAGGUGCCCACGCUAGAGCAGAUCCAGGUGAAGAACCCGGCUGUGAGAGAGGGGGGCCGCUACCAGCCCUCCACCUGCGAGUCCCGAUCCCGCACGGCCAUCAUCAUCCCGCACCGCAACCGUGAGACCCACCUGGGCCACCUGCUCUACUAUCUGCACCCCUUCCUGCAGCGCCAGCAGCUCCAGUAUGGCAUCUACGUGGUGCACCAGGCGGGAAACUCCACCUUCAACCGAGCCAAGCUGCUGAACGUGGGGGUGAAGGAGGCACUCAAGGAUGAGGAGUGGGACUGUCUCUUUCUCCAUGACGUGGACCUCAUCCCUGAGAAUGACCACAAUCUCUACACGUGUGACCCCUGGAACCCUAAGCAUGUCUCCAUCGCCAUGAAUAAAUUCGGCUACAGCCUGCCGUACCCACAGUACUUCGGGGGGGUCUCAGCUCUCACCCCUGACCAGUACAUGAAGAUCAAUGGUUUCCCCAAUGAGUACUGGGGCUGGGGCGGUGAGGACGAUGACAUUGCCACCAGGGUGCGCCUGGCUGGCAUGAAGAUCGCCCGCCCACCUGUCUCCAUUGGCCACUACAGGGGGGGGGGGGCAGGCAGUGAUGCUCCCCCUUCUUCCAGGUUUGACCUGCUGAUCCGCACCCAGCGCAUGUGGACGCAGGACGGCAUGAACUCCCUCACCUAUACGCUGCUGGCCAAGCAUCUGCACCCACUCUACACCAACCUCACGGUGGACAUCGGGACGGACCCACGUGCUGGCCAGGGCCGCAAGGGGGCUGUGCCCGGCCACGAGGGGCAGAGGUACAAGAGCAGCUCCAACCUCUUCAGGCAGGAGAUGCUGCGCAAGCUGCCCCGGGCCACGAUGGGAUGGGGGGCCCAGGGGCUGUAUCUGCCCAGUGUGCUUGGCCAGGUCUUGGCCCCACAACUAUCCCCAGGGCCCACGGCCACCCCCCACCAGCCUGUGAGCAGGGCAGUGGCUAACGGCACCCAGGGCAAUGCCAACAGGGCCAAGGCCAACUCCCCGCUAGCACUGGGAGCCAGCCAGCGCAGCCUAGAAGCUUUGGAGAAGGGCAAGUCUGACCUGGACCCAGCAUCAGCUGUGGUAGGGGUCAGUGCUAGCCUGGCCACAGCAGAAGAGGGGGCUGUUCCUGUGCAGGGGUUGAACCAGAGCUUGCCGCAGGGCUCCCGCUAGCCAAUGGCUCUUGCCGCCCCUGACAAAGACUUGCUUGCCGUGAAACAGCUCUUCCUGGUGUCAAGAAGGGACUCCUGUCACACCACUGCUGGGAGCUGCCCUCUGUGCCCAGGGAGGGGGGGACCGGCGCCAGGCGAGCCUUGCUGUCUUCUGGGGCAAGCUCGCACUGUUGCCUUGCUGUAGAGACUGCAGGGAGCAACUAGCCCAGGCAAACACCCUGGGGAAAGCUGCUGGCUGUGGGGCUGGUGCCUGAGACUGCGGGGGGACCCCUGGGAAAUUGGUGCAGGUGAAGCCGGACUGAGAGCUGUAGCUGAUGCCUGGGCCUGGUGAGGGCUGUACCCCAUGCCUUGCUGUGGGGCAACCUGCUCCCACUGCCCAGGGACGGCUGGGCACAUGCAGGUGAGCAGGGGCCCUGCGGGCUGGACUGGCCUUGCUCUUCCUGAAGACUGCGGCCGGGGUGUGCGUGCCUGAAGCCAGCUGCAGGCUCUGCUGCGGUGUGUGGUUAUUUAUUCUAUUUAUGAGCUGCUCCCUGGACCUUUAUAAGGGUUUUUCAAUAAAAAAAAACUUUGUCCUA
Molecule: messenger RNA, 2083 nt
Organism: Struthio camelus australis
Lineage: Eukaryota; Metazoa; Chordata; Aves; Struthioniformes; Struthionidae
Source: RefSeq, a predicted model, not a curated record